GCCGUGGAGCUACAGUCACGGGAUGCGCUCAGUUCAUAGACCGUAGUGUGGCGAGCACAUCGGAAUAACUUCAUAUUUCAUUCGUUGUCUUUUGGAUUAGGGGAAAGAUUCGCUGGACAAAAUGGGGAGCAAGCUUACCAUCACUUCAUUAGUUGUCGCGUUAUUGUGUACGACUGUUUGCUGUAUUGUCUUAGUUAUUUACGUGGCUGUUGUGAGCCAGAGGUGUCAGGAUGGGGAACCUCCUGCCACGGACGAGGAAUCAGUAGAGCCUUCGUGCAGGACAGAAAAAGUACAGGAAAAAUCAUGCAAUACACCUCAGUGUCUCCGCGAUGCUGCAAGGGUUCUAGAAGGUAUGAACCGGGAUAUGGACCCCUGCGAAAACUUUUACGAGUUCGCCUGCGGACGUUGGCCGGGGACCCCGGACGAUCAUUCGGGACAGCCCUCGUCCGCGUUUGGGGAAUGGCACAGCAUGGUCAGAGUUGACCAGCGAACCCUAGAGAAAUCUCGGCGGCUCUUGGAGUUACCAGUUUGUAGGGUUGCGGAUACUUCUGCUGAGAGGAAGGUGAAGGAUUACUAUGGGUCGUGUGUGUCCCGGGAAGAGACAGAGAAAGACCAACUCGAAGCAAUUCAGCGCCUGCUUCGUAAACUCGGUGGAUGGAACACCACUGGUGAACAAAUAAAAUUGUCAGACGCGGGAUGGGAUCCGGACUCAUGGCGAUUCGAGCGGGCGCUCAAGGUCAGCACAUUCGACCUGUUUGCUCCGCCACUGUUCACAGUGACAGUUGCGCCAUCCUACCAGGCCGGUCCAUCCACUCAAGGAUUAUUGAUUACACCCCAGGACAGGUGCAUCACCAAAGUCUUCCACAAUAUCAAGGCCUUCCGUCGAUUCCUUCACGAGGUCGGCAAAGCCAUCAACGGCAAAAAUGAAAUCCACAGAUUUGUGGAAAACGUCAUCGAGGCAUACAAGGCAUUUUGCUUCACCUCAACGGAAGCUAGAAAUGUCGCUACAACAGUCGGCAAGUUGACGAGUAUAUUCAGCACUAAACGAAGGGCAAAAACAGAGAUUGAUUGGCGCAAGUUCCUGACCCAUCGUUACGAAGCAGUGAAGGAAACCGCAGACAUCCCUGUACAGAUCCUAGAGAAGGAGAAAAUAGAUCAUAUGAUAAACACAGCCAUCGCUAUGGAAGAAAGGCAACUUCGAGACUUCUUGACCUAUGUGUUUGUUGAGGAACAUAUCGAUGUGAUGCCUGUUUUCAUAAAACAGAGCUACUAUGACGUCAAAGGCGACACAAUGCCUCCCAGAACUGAUGAUGUACGAAAUUGGAAAAACUGCUUGUUGACGUAUUUGGACAGGUCUCUAAAACUACCACUGGUGGCCGAGUUGGACCAGCAGAGAAGGCAUCCAGUCGUCUCAGAUAAGAAUUUGAAAAGGAUGACAGCUGAUAUUCGAGCCGCGGCGAUUGACCGAAUCAGCCGUCUACCCUGGAUGGACGACGAGAUCAAGGGAGAAAUAAAACGAAGGAUGGACAAGAAGCUUGUGAUGUUGAAUGCCCCCGAAUGGAUCUUAGACCAUGAAAAGAUGGACUUUUUCUUUGCCACGCUUGAAGUUAACCGGUCCGCUCCAUUCAUUGAGAAUUUCAUCAGUGCCAAGCGUUUCAACGAUAUUGUGGAAGCGACAACGUUGAUAGACAGUGACAACUUGGAUUGGCUCAGUUUUCUAAGACAACCACAUUCCAUUUUUACAAGCGCAGAGAAUCUCGUCCAGUACAAUGCAUUUGCCCUUUUCCCUGCAUUGUUCAGGGCACCUUACUACCACAAGUCAUCGCAAGAGUUUAUGAAAUACAGCGGUAUAGGGAUUGUCAUCGGUAAUGAAUUUGGGAGAGAUUUUGAAGGAUUUUCCCUCCGUGCCACCAACCUAAGCAAGAUAGAAGGACUGGAGGAAAAGGAACGAUGUAUGAGAAAAUAUUACAGGACGCUUGUCUAUCGAGGAUACAAGUCUCCUGACGUUUAUAUGCUAGGUACAGCAGAUGUGGCGGGCCUGAAUUGGGCAUAUGAGGCAUACAGAAAAUCAGUGCAGCGUCCGAAUGACCAAGUGUUCUCUGUCCUUCCCUACACCCAGGAUCAACUCUUUUUCAUCAACGCAGCACAGUUACUUUGUCGACCAAGGGAUCCAACGAAUAAAGAUUACAAGGCAGACAACGAAAUACGCGUCCUCGGGAUGAUAUCGCAGACCAAACACGCUGGAAAGGUUUUCGAAUGUCCGCAGGGAUCGGCGAUGUACCCACUGCUGACAUGUGGAACGCUCUGAAACUGACAACGGAAACUCACAGCAACAACACUUACAAAUUGCUUCCCUUUGGGAAGUUGUGCACUGAGGAUGGAAGGCCAUUCGACUGAGUGAAGAAGUUUUCUAAAUUGCAUUUUUUUUCUCGGAAAAUAAAGGUUAAUCCCUUCUUUCAUGUGAACAAGGGUAUCGUUUUUCAACAUUGUAGGUGACGUUGAUUGAAAAUUUUCUCAAAACUUCUGGCGUCAGUUUAUGUUUUUUCUUCACGACUCGGUGAUUUUGCAGGAUCUUGUAGGGGAGGGGGUAGACUACGUGUACUUCUUAUGCCUCAUCCAUUGUAAACUUCAGCUUGAGCUGCUGGAGUAAGCAUUUAUCUGCGUCCCGUUGGAAGAUAUAUGAACAAAAACCCGCAAAAAGCAACAGUGCCGAGCAUAUGCCGCAGCAAACAAUUCAGUUCGAGAUGGAAAUAUAGGCCACCUAGUUGACAAGACAAAGGUACUGAUUGAUACAGGUAAUGCACAGGAGUGCACAGACCGUGACAAAGAAAGAGAGAGAAACCGCCUGAAUUGACUUAAAGAUGAUGACACUGCACGAAUAAAGAUAUGGUUCGUAGUUGGAUGCGGAGAAUCUGAAGUAUCAGACACCAAAAGCAUAAUAGCAAUAUGGGUACUGUGCACUUAAACCGCCACUUAAAAAUUUCGGAGUAAGGAGUAAUUUUUGAAUAAUGACUUAUAACUCUCAAUGCUUUUGUAAAUAGAUACAAGAGUUUACAAUUUAUACUUUAUGCAUAAUGUAUAUUAACCUUAGGCUAUGUAUGGGCACUAAGAAUACACGACUUAGUAUGUAUGUAAUGUACAAAUAGGAAUAAUAUAGCAAUAACAUGACGUGACACUGCGGACCAGUUUGGGACUGUUCAUCUUUCUGCAUCUUACUUUGCGAAAUUGGGGUCUGGGGAAUACUGUGACAAACUACAUGCAAUGUAUAUACUUAGUAGUUUAUUUGCAGAAAUGUAAAUCUGAUCGAUUCGAUUUGACAAGUGGAUAAGAUCAUAAUGAUUAUUGCGCCAGAUUCGUUCGGGCAAUAUGUAAAUUUGAAAUUUGAAAGUUUCCAAUUACAUUUACCUGAACACACCUUGAACAUAAAACUCAACACUGCUGUUGCGUACAAAGAUAUAACGGAAAAACAGUAUUCAUGACGAUAUUUCCAACGCCCUGGCAUGUCUAGUUUAUAAUAGUGGUACAUGUACUUCUAUAACCAUGUUUAUUUUUGAUUACCAGCGGGUCACAUGUAGAAAAUGUUGGGGAACAAACCUAGCCUUUAAGUGAUUCAGAAACACAUGUAUAUAUUUACUGUAAAAUAAACAUAUGCU
Lineus longissimus is the source of this 3653-nucleotide messenger RNA. RefSeq names its product endothelin-converting enzyme 1-like. Gene Ontology annotation, molecular function: metalloendopeptidase activity. NCBI's taxonomy places the organism in Eukaryota, Metazoa, Nemertea, Pilidiophora, Heteronemertea, Lineidae. Gene Ontology annotation, biological process: protein processing. The transcript is spliced from 18 exons. The record is from RefSeq and is a predicted model, not a curated record. Gene Ontology annotation, cellular component: plasma membrane. The coding region runs from base 122 to 2308 and encodes 728 amino acids.